UCCUACUUUAUUCAUAUGUUAACUCGAGCAAUGAUGAGGGUCGUUAACACCUCUGCAGAAGCAUCUUUAUUUAGAGAUUUCCAUUGUUUUUGCACUUAUUUCACACGUAACAAAAUCGGCUCUGCGACGUCCACAGAACUACUUAAAAGCAAGUACAGAAAGAAAGACGUUACGGAAACAGAUGUGCAAUUAACAAUAACAUUUCUUAGCUUUCAAGUAUGAUUCCAUGAAUUAUGUUUAAUCAUGCAAUAGUAUAAACACAACGUAAUGACAAGAGAUUCAGUUAACUUAGCUGUAGACGUUUUCGUUCAGCAGCUUUCAAUAUAAUUGGCCUAAGAAAAGUUACAUUUGGUUUUAGCGCGGGCGAGUACGCACAUCAGCUCUGGAGAUGAUUUCAAUCAUGCAGGCCGACUUUCUUUUCUCUCUCUCCCCCUUCCGCCACCGCUAAAUGGUCUAUGACGGGCGAACGGAGACGACGUUACUGUUGUUCCCUUUGUUGACAAAUCCAUGCAACAACUUCGGCUCGGCGGUAUAACAGUGCGACCUCUGACGUCAGCUGGUCACGUGACGCUGCUGAUAGUAUAUCUUUAAGUGAAAAGUAAUCUAUCAGACAGUCCUUAAAGCCUGCUUUUAAAAGCAUGUGUCAUCUUGACUCCUCGGUCCAAAAUCACUCUUAACUUUCGAGGAAAUACAGGCGAACGGGGACGAGGUGUAUCGACAAGCCAGCUUAAAUCAGAAGCCACUGGACUGGAGAAAUACUUUCCAAAGUUGAAGUUUUACUGGCAGGCCAGGAGUGACCUGCAUUUAUAGCCACCGGCGUCAUCUGAUCUGACCACUGCUCUUACCUUCGGUUGCUCCAGCGGUAAAGUGAGCGGUGAUGACCCUGUCUGGAGGCACCAGUGCCAGCAACAUGUCCGGUCAGACCGUGCUCACAGCUGACGAUGUGGAUAUCGACGUGGUCGGGGAAGGCGACGAGUGCAUGGAGCGGGACAGUGACUGCGAGAGCCAGUGCAUGCAGGACCGAGGAGAUGAGGUGGAGGAGAUCGAGGUGAAGGAGCGCAGCGACAGCCCUUGCGAGAGCGCCGGCGAGGGUGAGUCCAGGGGGGAUGUCCUGGAAAGCUCCACCGGUCCCAUGCAGAGCAAACCCAAGAACAGCCUGGUGAAGCCGCCCUACUCUUACAUCGCACUCAUCACCAUGUCCAUCCUCCAGAGCCCGCAGAAAAAGCUAACGCUGAGUGGAAUCUGCGAGUUCAUAAGCAACCGCUUUCCUUACUACCGGGAGAAGUUUCCUGCUUGGCAAAACUCCAUUCGCCACAACUUGUCUCUCAACGACUGCUUCGUCAAGAUCCCACGGGAACCGGGCAACCCGGGCAAAGGCAACUACUGGACCCUCGACCCCCAGUCGGAAGACAUGUUUGACAACGGCAGCUUUCUGAGGAGGAGAAAACGCUUUAAGAGACAUCAGCCGGACAUUCUCAGGGAACAGGCUGCUCUCAUGAUGCAGAGUUUUGGGGCGUACAGCCUCGGGAAUCCCUACGGUCGUCACUACGGAAUUCACCCGGCCGCCUACUCUCACCAUGCAGCCGCUCUGCAGUAUCCAUACAUUCCGCCGGUGGGUCCAAUGCUCCCUCCGGCGGUGCCUCUCUUACCCUCGGCAGAACUGAGCAGAAAAGCGUUUAACUCGCAACUAAGUCCGAGUCUUCAAUUACAUCUCAACAGCUUGAGCACCGCGUCAAUGAUCAAAUCCGAACCUUCCAGUCGACCAUCGUUCAGCAUAGAGAAUAUUAUCGGCGUGUCCAGCAGCUCCACGAACGCGCAGACUUUCCUGCGGCCGCCCGUCACGGUGCAGUCCGCCUUACUGAGCGCACAAUCCCUGUCCCUAACCCGGACAUCAGCUGCCAUCGCGCCUAUUCUCAGCGUCCCAUCAAAUAUCAUCUCCGGACAGUUUUUGCCCACAGUGUCUACAGCGGCGUUAUCCAAAUGGCCUUCUCAAUGAUAAUCUUAAUAUUUUUUACACAUAUAUAUUUUAAGACGUUACAGCACGAACUAUAGGCAGCACUGGACAAAUCGUCCGCCCCAAUGUAGCCAUGUAAAGACUUUUGUGAAAAAAAUAAGAAAAUUCAUUAUCAAAAGGAAUGCUUUCAGUACAGGUAAUGUUUGUAAAUAUUUGUACAAAGAAAUUAAUUUACAUGUUUUACUUUUGUAUUUCAUUUCGUUGUUUAAACUGUAUGACAGUAGUUGAGUGAGCCUUAUUUUUUUCAUGGGUAUCCUGAGAUUUCACGAACAAUGUUUUGCUUUGUUAAUAAAAUAUUAAAUUGUUCUUAUUCAAAGACUGGAAAAGGAAGUAUGUUUAUAAAAUUUAAAUAUAUGUAUGUAGCUAUUGUGUUGUAAAUCAACUCCAUUUGUUAAUAAAUAUGAAAAACCAUUUCAGACAAAAUCGAUUUCAUGAAAUUUAACUGCAAAAAAUUAUUACUGACAUAAAAGAUAUAACCGUACGCGAUAAUAUAAGAAAUGUAAAUACAACAAUUUAGAAAUUAAAACAUGUAAAAGUAGCCGAUUGCAAAUAACGCACUGCAUAUAGGAAUUGGAACAAUUACACCAUUUUAUGGUACAAGAAAGAUUUCUUGAAAUAUAUCUAUCCUGCCUACAAUUUUGAAACAGUUUAACAGUCAACAAUUUUGUGCAGUUUAUUGUUCGUUAUCGGAUCAUUUCAUAACUCAUAAUUUUCUUAUAUCUCGAUUUAAUAAAGAGUGCAUUAACUCACACACACCUUUUUCUUAUAAAAAUAAACACUGCGAAUAAAUGAUUGUGAAUUCGUCUUAAAACAAUUUUGACAGAAUUUGUUUUAAUUUCAUUUAAUAAUCAUGCAAAACUCAAACAUCUACCAUAUAAGCUUUCAUAUGCGCACCAUCUUCUACAAGAAUUUAUAAAUAUAAUUACUACAACCACCUUCAAAAGCUAAGCAUUUAAGCUUACGUUUUGGACUAUGUAUGUUACAAAAAUAACAACAUUCUUUAAAAUUAAAAAGGUCAAUCGCCGGUUUCCAUUUACAAGUGAAAACGGAUGCGACCUAAAAAUGUUUUGCAAGUUGUUCCCAUUAAAGUAACACUCUCAUUCGCAGUUGUGUCUAGCUAAUCACUUCUACUCAAACAGCAAAUGGUAGAUGAUGUGUGGCGUGCGCAAGAGAUGGGGCUAUAUUUAAGUGAUACCCAUGGGAAAAGAAAAAGAGCUCUCUUCUUAAAUUCACUUUCAGGCUAAAGAAGUUGCUGAGAUUGACCUUAACGUACAUUAAAGGGGGCCUAUUCCACAACUGUC
Triplophysa rosa is the source of this 3315-nucleotide messenger RNA. It is a transcript of the gene foxd3, whose product is annotated as forkhead box D3. The transcript has a single exon. The coding region runs from base 878 to 1996 and encodes 372 amino acids. NCBI's taxonomy places the organism in Eukaryota, Metazoa, Chordata, Actinopteri, Cypriniformes, Nemacheilidae. Gene Ontology annotation, molecular function: DNA-binding transcription factor activity, RNA polymerase II-specific; RNA polymerase II cis-regulatory region sequence-specific DNA binding. The record is from RefSeq and is a predicted model, not a curated record. Gene Ontology annotation, biological process: anatomical structure morphogenesis; regulation of transcription by RNA polymerase II; cell differentiation.